AUGGCCGACGACGAUCUGUCCGACACGUCCUCGCUGUCUUCGCUGUCCUCGCUCUCGUCCGCACCGUCGGACGAUGAGGCCGACAUCCAAUUGCGCCAGGAGAAGGGCGGCAUUCUCAAGUUUUUCCACAAGAUUCCCAAGGGCGCCAAGUCAGCCACUGGGAAGGCCUCACCGCCACCGCCCAAGAGGGAGCGGGCGGCCUCACCACCACACGAAUACGUGCUUGCCGACAACCAGGACAUUGCUUUUAUCGUCAUGUUCCGGAACCGGCUCGUGGAGGCGUUUCCCAAAAGCCUGGCCACCUUUGGCCCCCAGGAGCUCGAACGCGACGUUGUCGACAGCGUGCCGGGCGAACGUGUCGAACAUUUUCUCUGUGCCCUGCUGAAGCUGCUCCUCAACCGGCAGCAGGACGUGAAGCCCGGCCACUACAACCGGGCACUCGAGGAGGCCGUACAGUCGCAUUCCUCGCAGUGGGUGGCGGCCUGGAAGGAUAACCCGCUCGCCGGCGGGAAGACGUUUGCGUCCAUGACGCCAUCAGAAAGGCUCACGCUCCUGCGUGCUCUGAUACUGUGGGCGAUGGCCUCGUCCAAAAUUGUGCACGACAUCAUCGACCACGCCUACAAGGGGAAGCGAAACGAAGACGACUCCAACGUGGCCAUGUCCAUCCAGCCGUGGGGAUCGGACAGCGACAAGCGGCGGUAUUUCCUCAUUGAGGGCCGAGACGACACAGCCUUCCGCGUGUACCGCGAGAGCAACCCGGCCGGAUUCAUCAACCGGACGUGGCGCAGUGUUGCCGGGUCGAUUGACGAGACUCGGACUUUGAUUGAAAAGCUCGAGACGGGAGACGGGGGACCCAAGGCAAAGAAGCUUGCUAAGCGGCUGAGCGACGAGAUCCCGCGCUUCGAGGCCACAGAAGAAAAACGGCGGCGGCGAGAGUACCGGCAGACGCGCAAAGACCAGUUCAAGCGGCCAGAUCCAGGCUUCUCGGUCUACGAGGGGCGCACGCGCGGCAAGCGGAUAAAGUACACGUACUCGGACGACGAGGACUUCCUGACCGACUCGACAGGCCGGCGGCGAUCGGGGCGCAAUAGUGCGGUUGCAGAACACAGUGGGCCGACGACAACAGCCAGCGGACGACAGGUGCGAGCGCCCAACCGGCUCAAUGCUAGCACUGGCGCUGGUGGUGACGGGGUGACGAGCUCUGCAACCAGCGUGCAGGGCGACGGGGAUGUCGACAUGGACGACGUGUCGGUCGGGCCUACCGGAAGGCCGCGUCGUUCUGCUGCCGUCAACCACAGCAUGAAUGGAUGGGCUCAGAAGAAGACAAAGGAGGUGUACGACGAGUACGACUCGGCAGCGGAGGAUAACGAGAGCGAGCCGGACCUUGGCGACGACGAGGAGGAUGAGGAGGACGAGGGGCAGGAGGACGAGGACGAGGACGACGAGGACGACGAGGACAAAGAAUUCGAUGAGGACAAAGACGCAGCACUCGAUGCAGAAGACGAGGAGCUGGAGCAGGAGCUGGAGCAGGAGCUGGAGCAGGAGCAGGAGCAGGAUGCACGACGCAGUACCGUGGUCAAGCUUCCGGUCAGUGCUGUCCUGGACAAGGAGACGGGAAAGUGGCUCAAGUCAGAGGGCAAGGCCGAUGUCAAGGCGCCAACAAAGGCAGAGGAAGGCGAGAAGGGCGUGCCAUUAGAUGUGCCAACCAUCGCUGUGGCUACAGUGUUGUCUUGCAGGAAAAGCCCAGACAAGGCACUGCAAGCAGGCCGACCGGAUGCUGUAGGGCUCAGCAAUUAG
Molecule: messenger RNA, 1797 nt
Organism: Grosmannia clavigera kw1407
Lineage: Eukaryota; Fungi; Ascomycota; Sordariomycetes; Ophiostomatales; Ophiostomataceae
Exons: 4
Coding region: 1-1797 (598 amino acids)
Source: RefSeq, a predicted model, not a curated record